GUUGUGUUGUGUGGCGCUGCGAAGAGUGAGCGAGAGGAAUCGGAAGAAGGAGUUCGCCAUACUUGACUUGGUUUCCCAGAACUGCUUCAGAACAGCACCCUUUCAAAUCGAAGCCCCUUUUCACCACUUUUUGCUCUGCUUGAAUAUCGUAUGUCCAGGUGAGCGACUACUUCAAACGAAAACCUUGGCAGUGAUCUGUGAGGAUCUUGCUUUGCAAAUACAUUUCUCGUCGCCACGUGUGUCGGAUGUAAAGGAAAUUCUGGAUUAUUUCUUGUAUAAUAAUUCCUGGAAGUAACUAGUGUAACUCCAAGUCAAUCUGUUUUCUUGUUUACUAGUUCUGGUUUGGUUUGUGUGGUGUUUCUGGUGCUUCACGUCAUAAAAAGCGACUUUAAAGACACCGAUAGUUAGCCAUUAUCAGCGCCCUCUUUUUAACUGGUGUUGGUUGAAUCGCUCCUUCCUGCCAGUCAACUUUUCGUGUGAAGAGCAAAUUUUGUGAGGAGGAAACCUCGCAGCAAAGGAGUUCUAGUGACGCUUUCUCGAAACUUGUCUACUGGAUUGGUUUUUGAGCCGUAUGAGUUCAGCUAAAACCAAGAAUUCCGCUGAAAGUAUAGUCAGUACAACACCAGACGACGUGGUAGGUAUUCUUUAAAUUUUGUAGACAUUUCGAAAGUGAUGUUUUUAAAAUCAUAUUUUUAGCGCAGCUUUUCUGAUAAACCCUUUUCUUGAUCUUAGAUGGGUGUUCCGGGAAAUUAAUGGCAUGACAAACGGCUCUAUUUAAUAAUAUUUUGAGAGAUCUCUUGUUCAAUAUGGCUAGCAAGGCAAAUCUUUGUAAAGCACAUAAUACCUGCAUAUGCUUGUUCUCCACAGUUCAUGUUAAAUAUUACUCACAGUCAUAGAAUUAAGACGUUAGAAUCCUCUAUUUAAGAUUCUUCGGCGCAGCCUUAUCAGUUAAGCUCUUUUGUACUGGCCAUAUUGCCUUGGACAAGCCAUUUUGUACUUUGUUUUCUCCAAAGUGUACUGUUGCUUCAAACGUUACCUACAAUAUUUCGUCACACGAAAAUUUCUCUCGGUUUUCGUUUCCUUACAACCGUGGUUUGGGCUUAGAGAGGAAAGCCAUUCAGUCCUGAACUUCCGGAAAAAAACUUGGAAGAAACCCUUUAUAUUUUUAGUUGCAUAAUAUAGCCCGAUUUCUUCGAAGUAAGUCGAUCGAGAAUAGCAAACGAGCUGUGAUCUCUUUAUAGGAUCGUAAGACCAGAAUAUUAUCAGUUUUGUCGCGCAUAAAUAAGGUUUUUUUCGUAUCAUCCUCCUUAAAGGCGCUUGUGUUAUUUUUAGCCAUGUUUAAUUGAAGAUUUGAUAUUUUCCUUCCUUUUUUAAUGCCGGAACAUUACUCAAGCUGCGAAUCUGAACGUAAAUCGUUGUUUUGUGUUACGUUUUUUUGAGUUUGUUUGUUUGUUGGAGUCCAUAGAUUGUCCUCGCAACAAGAACACAACUCGCUCUUUAUUUGUGAUUAAUCUUGAAUUGAGUACAAUUUUAUUCCAUGAAGAGUAACGAGAAAAUAUUUCUGGUACGUUGAGUUUGUAGCAGUUAACUUAAAAGUCGUUAACCGUUUUGAUACAAAUAUUUUCUGAAUGUGAACCUCUACUCGACCUUUGGUGGGAGGGUUUCUUUUAUUGUGAGCCCAAAUUCGACCGUGUGAGCUGUUUAUUUGCGCUGCAGAUGUUUUUGUAAGGAUGAGUUUAUUGGGGAGUACUUUGAAGGAUUUUUUAUUUAAAACGCUCCUCAUCUACUUAAAAAUAGUCUGAAAUGUCUGUUAUAAUAGUGAUACAUUUAUUGUUGGGUAACAGGAUUUCCUAUACUUUGAGGUACAAUUUUCUAAUCUAGAAAACUCUGUUCUUCCUACGGCUGAUAUAUUCAUAAAAUUUCUUUUCUAGGUUGGCCAGUCAAAUGCCAAAGGGUCUCUGAACCCUAAUGCUGCUGUCUUUGAUUGUUUAAGGUGUGAUGUUUAAAUCAAGUUAGAAAACACAUCUUUUGGUUUCUUGUUUUUGUCAUGGCUUUAAUGAGUAAUUUGUGAUAAUUUGAAAACAAAAGAUUAUCACUUGUGAUUGUAGUUUUUAUAGCUGGUUAACUUUUUUUAGUCAUGUCAUACAUGUAUAAAUAUCUUAGUUUUGACAUACUUUUAUAAUUAUCCAUCAUAUAUAGAAGCCUUUGUUGUACAACUUUGUUACUAGGUUUUCUGCACAAAAAUUUUGCUAUGGAUUAAUUUGUUUAUCUUAAGAUAAAUGUUAUAAGGACAUAAAUUUACACCCUCAGUGAGGACAUGCAACAUAAUUAACUCUCGUGUGUGGAUUGGUGUGAAGUUUCUCUGUUCCUCAAGCAAAAAUUUAAUAAGCAAGUAUGAAAAGUUCUGUCAGGUUAGCAAUAAUGCAACCAAAUUGCUACGCCAGGUUAUGUCUCAUCUAUAAUCACAAAAUUAUAUUGAUGUUGUGGUUCAAUUUUAUCCUUGGUUUAAAUUUUAUUUUCCUUUGUUUCAUACUCAUUAUCAUACAUUACCAUACCCAAAAACAAAGAGAAAUAAAAUUUAAACCAAGGAUAAAAUUGAACCACAACAUAGAUGCAGACUGUGAUCAAAGUCUUCUUUUGGAACAACAAGCCUGCAAAUAACGGCCAGUCAUCGGUCAAAUGACCAACAAAUUUCAGAUUUUGACGGGCAAAAGCUUGGCUUGGUCUGUCGCUCUCUCUUCCUUUUUUCCUUUUUUUGACCUACCAGACUGGUGUCUUGACCCACAAAACCUGGUCCUUGUGCGGUCAAAUGAUCACCCUAUAUCUAAAAGUUAUUUGCGGGCUUGGAACAAUGUAUUAAAAAAUAACAUAAAUGCAUGCAUGUAUAUUUUAAAUUGCACGUGAGAAUGAGGGCUUGAAUUAAUGGCUGUCGACAGACAAUGCCCAGUCAAAAGUAGGAGUUGUUCCAUACUACCACACUAGACUGUGGGAAAGAAAGCAUUAAGAUGGAAUCCACCCGGAAAUUGAGUAACUUUAAUUUUCAGUGUACAAAAACCUUGUACCAGAAUAAUUUAAAGAAUAUUGCAUUCUUUUUUAUAUUUUUCAAGGGCUAAAGAUGUAAUUAGUCAUCUGUAAUAACACUAAAGAAAAUUUCUUAUGAGUACCCAAGAAAAUGAAUGUCAAAUUUCACAAAAUUACAUCUUACACAUGAAAUGUUCAAAAUUUUACCUGUGUUUUCACAAUUCUUGUGAAAUUUGACCUUCCAGUUCUCGGGCUACCGUAAGAAAUUUUCUUUGGUGUUACUACAGAUGACUAAUUACAUGUUUAGCCCUUAAAAAAUUUUAAAAAGAAUGCAAUAUGCUUUAAAUUAUUCUGUUACAAGCCUUUUGUUCACUCCAAAUUAAAAUUACUCGAUUUCCUGGUGGAUUGCGUCAUAAUUAUAUUCCAUGAAUUUCUUCUUGAGCUAUUGCUUUACCAAUUUUUAAUGGCCAAAAAAUGGGUUGUAUCCAAGCAAAAGCAAGUUUGAUUGGACAGCAUGAUUGUCACUUAGCAGUUAGUUAUUUCAAUCCCUGUGUAUUGGAAUACUGCUUUUCUGUUUCUGUAGUUUUUGUCACUGGCUAUUUUAGAGUUAAGUCCCUGUAAUUUGCUUUGUGGUUUAGACAUCGGUGUAUUUACAUAUAAUAUAGAAUUGAUUUAGUGGUGAACUUCCUAAGUAUUCCCUGCUUUAAAAACCAGAAGGAAACUGGAGCCAGAAUGUGUGCCAGUUGUUUCUGGUAUUAUUACUGGGGAUGUGCUAGUCAGCUUUUGACCAAUGUUUUUUUCCAUCCUUAGUGACAGUCCCAGAAUUCUUUGCAAAAGUUCACUUGGCUUAGUCUCCCUCUUGUUUUUAAAGUGGCAAAUUGUUGAUGAAUUAUUUUUUGUUCUAGUCACAUGACACUUUCUGAUGGUACAGAUGGUUCAGUUGUUACCCUUGUCACUCCUCCAGUGACUCCCCCUGAUCAAUGGCCCGAGACUGCUCCUUCUAACGAGCUGCACAAUAUGCAGUACAGUCCUAAUGCAGCAAUGAAUGGUUAUGGUCCUUAUAGUAACCCAGUAACCCCAGAAGUCAUGCCUGUUCCUUCGGAAUUGUCGCCUGAUAAGCUUCCUAUUGAAGAAUUGAAAGUUCUUCUUAGACAUCAGUUGGAGUUCUACUUUUCCAGGUAAUUAAUUUGCAAGAACAUGUAAACAAACUUAAGGAACAUUAUUUUACUUCCAUAUUUACCUUCAACUGAGAACAUCUUAGAGUCACAAGGGAGGAUGGGUUUAGAUAUUUCCUGUAGUUACAUAAUGUCCAGUGUAAUUUUCCUGUUCAGAAGUUAAUUUUCCUUGUCAUUUUUUAAAUUUGCAGGGAGAAUUUAGCAAGUGAUACCUAUUUAGGUAAGUUGAUUAGGGUAGUACCUUGUGUCCCCUUAUUUUCUUAAUGGGUCUUUAUAAAUUUACAACUUCUCAAUAUCCAAAAUUUCACACAUGUAAGGUCCACAAAAUUCAUUGCUUUAAUUUUUCUGACAUCACUUGCCAGCAAAAUUUGUAACGGUACACAAGUGACAGUGGUGUUUCAAAGAAAGUGAGUGACUGAAAAUUCCCCUAAUAUCAAAAACAUGUAUAGAAGUGGUGUCUCUGGAUAUUGUAAUCUUUUUAGCCAUACUGUCAAUUCCCUUUUAGAUGGACACCACAAAGGUUGUCAAAUUGUCAGAUAAAAUGACUGAAGGGUGAUCAAAGUAGAAAGAUAAAGAUGACAAUAUAAACUUUUUGUGGGAUGUUAAGACAAGAUAAGCGACUUUAUUUAACCAGGGUUACAGGUGACAGUAAUUAAAAUUACUGAUAAACAUGUGGCCCUCUAAAAAAAAUUAAAAAACACAAUGAAAUGAAAUAAAAACUAGUGAUAGGUACAGGUGAAUCUUCAUUUGCUAUGGCUGUUUCAAAAUUUAGUGAGGGUCCUUUGUGUGUCUGUUUCUGCUAUAAAGGGAUGUCCGUCAUAAAUAAGGGAACCUGACUGUAUUGUUCUACGAAUUGUAGAUAUAACAUUUCAAAGUGUUACAUACAUACAUACAUACAUACUUUAUUGACUUUCCCAAGGGGCUUUUCAAAGACAAUACAUGAUCCUAUUUACAAUUAAAAAUGUUUUAAAAUAUAUAUAAAAUUACAAUUCUUUAAGUAAUUUAGUACGUAAACGAGUUUUAAAAACAUCAAUCGAGUUACACAGUUUAAAGGAAUUGUCUAAGGAGUUCCAUAAGUUCACAGUUCUAUAGAAAAAUGUUCUCUGACCGGCAGCUGUUCUAAAAAAGGGGAUUUGUAAAAGCUGUGAAUUUCUGGUGCUACGUCGGCUAACCUCUGCUCGCUUUAUGAAUUUUGAUGUAAGGUCUUCAGGGGCUUGACCGGUCAUACAUUUAAAAGCUAUUGUAGCGUUCCGGUAAUAAAGCUGACUGGGAACUGAAAGCCAAUUUAGCUCCUUGCGAAUUGGUGUAACAUGGUCAAAUUUACGCCGCUAACAAUGCGGCAUGCUAAGUUCUGCACUGCCUGUAACUUGUUGACAUUACAUUUUGAGGUAUUUGACCAAACAUCGGAGCAAUAAAAUAACCUGCUAAAAACCAAGGAAUUAAUAAUCAUCAAAAGUGUACGUUUGUCGAAGACAUGCUUGACACGGUUUAUCUGGCCAAGGCGGGACAUGCACGAGGAAGCGGUUUUAAUUAUAUGUUCAUCGUAAGUUAAAUUAGAAUCCAAAGUCACACCAAGGUCUUUGGCGGUGUCUGUAGGGACAAUGUCCUUACCCAUAAAGGAAAGGUAACGAAAUUGGAAUUUUGCACGCAUCUGCCUGCUGCCAAAUAUCAUCAACUUGGUUUUGCCAGGGUUUAGUAACAAUUGAUUGUUGGAACACCAUUCCCCUAUUUUAAACAGGUCGUCUUCCAAAUCAGCAAUUGCAUCCAGGUUGGCUUUAAGCUCGAAGGAAGUGAUGAGUUUCGUAUCAUCUACAUAACUCUGGGUGCUGCAUUUCUAUGGGAUUUCCUGUGUUGUUCUUGAUAUUUUAUUUUGGAGUCUCCCCUUUAUUAAAAGGGUUAUGUGAGUUCAAGCAUUAUACAUUUUAUUAAUUUCAAUUUUUUUGUUUUUGUUUUUUUUUGCAGUUUCUCAGAUGGAUGGUGAUCAAUAUGUUCCCAUAUGGACCGUAGCAAAUUUUAAUCAGGCAUGUUACUGCUUUUUGCUGCAUGUCAGCCAUUUUCAUCCUUACAUUAUUGCCCUGCCCUUUUGUACUGUACAGUUUUCUUAAAAAUUUCUUGCCAACUUAAUCCAAAAUGACAGGAAGCACAAUAGUAAUACUAUGUAGAUAUCUUGCAGGUUAAAAAACUGACAAAGGAUCUUGACCUUGUAAAGAAUGUCAUGAGAGGUGAGUCUUGAUUGUCACUUUAUGAUUUUCCUCAUAAGAACACCUUCUUGAAGAAUUUGCAGCUAGUUAUGAUCCCAGGGCUCAAAGUAAUUUUCAGACAGUGGCAGGACACGAUGACUGGCCAAAGAAAUUUUCUCUCGGUCAAGCCUUGUUUCUGACUGGUACAAAUAUUGGAAAAAGGUUAUCCUGGUGUUAACUUAUUCUUUUUGAUUGGUGACAGUAAUUUAAUGUAUUUUUACAAAGAGACAAAAUCUAAGAUUUACAGAUGAGGAUUUGGCUGUUUGUGCGAGAAUGAGAGUAUGCAUGACCAGUCAGCAUGACCCACCACUAAAGGUUUUGGCUAGUCAAGUUGUCAUCCAGGUUGGACAUUGUCUGUUGACAGGCGGUUAUUUCAAGCCUUGGUCCUUGCUGUUCCUUGGUCAUUGUCCUUGACACUUAUGACCAGUACCAGCAGUCUCUUAACUAAGAGAGAUCAGAAAGAUAAUAUAAACCCACAAGCAUGGUUAUUUAUAACCCACUUUUUAACGUAUGUCAUGCAAACCUAGUCCCUUAAGAGGGAUUUCAACGUGGCUUCUAAACUUUCAAGAUGAAAUUUCUCUUAUAAUUUUAUUGAGUUUUGUUUUGUACAGAAUCUCCAAAUUUGCAAGUUGAUGAGUCAGGAGAAAAAGUUCGACCAAAUGUAAAAAGAUGUAUAGUUGUUCUGCGGGAGAUUCCUGAGUCAACUCCAGUGGAGGUAUGGUGUUCCAAAAUCCUUUUGUUACUAUUAAAUGUUCUGGUUAAACCAGGUACGGGAAACUUCCGCUUAUAAGCCUUGGACUAUAUGCAUCUUUGACAGGGGUUUUUGGAGGGUUUACAAAUGGAAGGGCUUAUAACCGGAGAGAAAAAGAACUUUGAAACAAGCUAUAGCAGAAGUGAUCAAAAUUGGUUUUACAUUUAUUUGUUUUUAAUUGAGCUUUAAAUUGUCAUAAUGGAUCAAAUUCAAGAAAAGAUCGAUAAGGGGUGGGGGGAUGCUUAUAAUGGGAUGUAUGGUGUUCAGGGCUGUCAUUAAAAUUUCAAGUUGCCGGGCUAAUGAUACAAGUAGGCGGGGAAUCCAACAGCUAGGGAUUUUGAUUUUGUUUAGUUCUGUUUUUCUUUGACAGUGGAACCCCGUUAAUAUGGUCACCAAUGGGUUAAAGAAAAUUUGGCCGUAUUAACGGGGUGGCUUCAAUAAUUUGCAAAUGUUGACUAGUUGAUGAGCCUAUAACCUUAAUUAUUUUAUUUUAGGAUGUUCAAGCCCUUUUUUCUGGUGAAAACUGCCCCAGCUGUACCAGAAUUGAUUUUGCACAUAACAACUACUGGUAUGUGCAGUUUGAUUCAGAGGAGGAUGCUCAAAAGGUAGGAAACUAUUGAGGCAAGAAAGUAAGUUUUAGUUAAGUAAUGGUCCAGAUAAGAAGGAAAGGACCAAAACACAAUGAGCACAUUGGAAUGCAAAAAGGUGCUAACUUUACUAUUGUCUCUACUGAGGUUCUUAUUGAUUUAAACAUCAAAUUUUACGAAAUCUUCGCAAAGCAGCAUGAAUAUUAAUCCCUUUUUUCCCAUCCAACUUCCUUAUAAUACAAUCUCGUCAGAGUCUAAGUAACACAGAAAUCCUUUGUGCAGAACUUGUAAAAUUGUAAACUUUUCUUGGCUGUUGGUUGCAACCUCUUAUGAUCGGUCGAAAUCUUUUAACACACACACAAAAAAACACCCUUAAAAGUGGAGUUUAAAUACAUUUAUUUCGUAAACUGCUCUUUUUGUAGGUUUAUGUAUUCUGUGCGUAAAAAUGAAAAUAUUUCUAUGUGAGGAAUUAAGAGCAUUGCACCAUAACAAAAGAAAUUGGUUCCCUUCUUACCUGGAUCAUUACUCAAAUUCCAGCAUAAGAGAAAUUAACCUAUAUAAUGUAACCAAUGUUUGUAAGAUUCACCCCACCAAGUCACAGGUAAUAGGUAAAAAAGGAUGCAAGUAUUGUCUAUUUUGCCCUUACAUUUCCAGUGUGAUGCCAUUUUUCAUUUAUCGCGCCGUAGGCAUGACGUUUAGCGGCCAAAAAAUAUCUGUGAUUUUAUUUGGUGGCCCACCAUUGCAAUGGAUGGAGGAUUCUGGAUGCACAGAAAAUUGACGUGGGGAAAUGAGGGAGAUAUGUUUGCUGGCUAUUCUUUCAGAGCCAAGUGAACAGAUUAUCAUAGAUUAAUUAUUUAAGAAUUAUUGUCUUGCUCUAUUAGGGGAAAAGGCAGCUAACCUCCUGGUACUCUAACCAGAGACACCAGCCAUGCCUAUAAGCAAUUGGGAGACGUGAUGUCGAAUGACACCAAUUUGUGAGCAUCACAUCAUGGAUCUUGACAGGAGUGGAAUGAUGGUGAUGGUGAUAAACUGACAAUGUGGUGAUCACUAAAUUGUUUUUCAAACUUGUCUUACAGGCAUACAGAUUCCUCCGCGAAGAAGUGAAGACCUUUAGAGGCAAACCUAUUAUGGUACAGUUAAUUUUUCUUUCAUGAUAUUAAUGUAACAGAAUGCUGAGGUAAAGUGAUAAAAUUUUUUUGUGCUAAGUAAUUUUCUAUAAAUACUUUCAAUCCAUAGUGGGUCCAAGAAUUGAACAUACAGCUACGUAUACUUAAGACAUUUUGGCAAAAAACAUGCUCACAGGAAAAUUGAAGCAGGGUAGGGUUGGAGAACAACAACCCACUCCCUUUCUUGUAGACGCAAGUGCAAAACUGGAAUGUCUAGUGCAAGGCCUUAAAGGUUGGGCAUCAGACCAUCUCAGCUAGCUUUUUGCAGCAUAGGAAGGUGGCCCAAGACGUUGUCUGAAGCCACAAAACCUUGUGACUGAAAUGAUUGAAGUAUAACAUUAUAUAGCAGGGGUUUCAAUAAGUUUUUGCAUAAGUGGGUACUUAAGAGUAACAGGCGGGUAUAUUUGCCAAAGGCCCCAAGGGCCUUCAACCCUAGGGGGGUCCAGGGGCAUGCUCCCCCGGAAAAUUUUGAAGUUCUAGACUCUCGCAGAUGCAUUUUCAGGUCUUUUUUUGUUGCUUUGUUUUUACAUUUUUUUGCUCCUAAGUCAACUAAUUUAAACAAAUUUGAAGAGAAUUAUUUUACAAUGAAGUAGUCGUAGUCAAAACCUGUUUUGCCAAAUUUUUGGGCAAGAAUUCGAAGCUGAGAUGAAAUUAUCUGGUCUUAGUUGACGUUCAUGUGAAGGCUCCAAGCGGGUAAUCAGCCCGUUGCAAGCGGGUAGAUCUACCCGCUACCCGGCUACUAUUGAAACCCCUGUAUAGGUUGUUUGUAGAAUGUGAUGAAUAAUGAUCAUUGUGUAUUUUUCCUUUCCUUUUAUGCAUUGCUUAUUGUUGAUCAAUCUCUUCUAGGCCCGAAUAAAAGCGAAACCAAUCCACCAAAGCAAUAAUUAUAACAUGCCAAAAAAUGGACUCAGACAAGUAAGUACAACUUUGUAAAAUACAGUGAAACCUUUAUUAGGCAGACAUCAAUGGGGCCUUCGCUGGAGGUGUCCGCUAAAUACUGGUUUGUUUUAUUUAAAGUAUGGGUAGAAACGUUUGAAACAUACUUUCCUAUUUGUCCGCUCAAUACAGGCUGUGCACUCAUUGUGAGGUCUUCUUAAUACAAGUUUCACUGUAUGUUGCCCCAUAACCCUAAUUUUACAUGCUUUUUUUCUUCGAAUCCUGUUUACUUUUCCAUACAGUAUUGAAACUAACAGGCAAUUAAAAAGUAGAACAGCUUAGACCUUUCAAGUUUGUUUUCAUUGACUAGUUCAUGAAACAAAAUGUUCUUCUUUUACAGCAACAAGUAACUGAACCACCAGCCACUUACAACCAGCAGCAUUUCCAGUUCCCUCCUCCUGCAGUUUUUAAUGGCCAGCAGGUAUGAGCAGUUGUUUCUUUCUCCCUGAUUAGGCUAAUGCAACACUUCAGCCAAAGGACUUGCAUUAAACUGAUGGAUUUUUCAAGUUUAUGCUUUUGAAUCAAGAGAUGUCACUUAAGGCCUUUCCUCACCUAUACCUUCAUUAUUUGAAGGGUUACUUGAGUUAAGCCUCGGUUGAUUUCUGUCAGCUGCUAGAUUUUCCAUCUAAUUUGUGUUAAGGUUCUUUUAUCUACGUAGGUUGAUUCUCGGUUUUCUUUGUCUCUGAGGGCUAAAAAUUAAGAGACAAAGGGAAUUGAAAAUAAACCUAGGUUAAGUCAGAAUUAACCUGAAAUCAAGUUUACCAUGUUACACGCAGACCUGUGACUCAAAGUGAGAAUUUGCUGUUAGAACAGGAGUCCCAAAUGGCCUAAUAGAUUAUACACUCCGUCAUGUUUGCGCAACUGUAAAACCCCCCCAAAAAAUUAGAAGGGUUUGUAUGGACUUUUCUGAGUAUAACUGGGCUACGAUCUCAGAGACAAUUUGCCCCCAAAUGCUCAUUUUUGGCAAGUAGGCCUCUUGGACAUUGUUCUUUCAGAAUAUCCUGACAAAUCCCAUAAUUUCAGAAAUUUCAUUUUUAUGACGUCAUCACUUUGGUACUCUAUUCUACUGCAUUCUUAAAAGAGUGUGAUGUUUUUUAUUUUCCCUCUGUUAGGCACUUCCUUUCUACCCUCCAGCAGCAAACAUGUUAGCUACAUGGCCUCCUGCCCAACCACUUUUUCAGGACCCUAACAUGGUAAGUUUUUUUUAACACUAAAAUAAUUUUGCAUAAGAAGGAGCAGAAACAAAAAGAAAUUGCUUGUAUGUAAGUUAUCAGGUUAGGCAUAAGUCUCCAGUUAACCCUUUAAGUCCCAAUUAUCCACAUACAAAUUCUCCAAACUGGUCUUCAUACAUUUCCUUAAAGAAUGAGUUAAGAGAAUUUGGUUUAAGAUCAAGCUAUUUUCUCUUUGGUGAUCAUUUUAUUAAUUCUCAUAACCUAAUCUCUUAACAAUGUAUGGAUAGUGUAGGAGAAUAUUGAUGUUGGACACCAUUGGGACUUCACAAUUAGUCCAGCCACCUUUUAAGAAUCCAGUCAGAAAUGUUGCCACUCAUUAGGUGGGCCAAUAUGACAAGGUGCACAAUGUUUUGUUGAUAAUAAAUGCGAGCCAUUUUUUGCUACCCCUGUUAAUCUGGGCUCAACAUUGCGACCCGUGGGGUUGCCAAUGCGACCAGCUUUUACUCAGUGGCAACCCAAUUUUCACGCCUGGUCGCCAACCUGGCCCCCAAGAUAGGUGACUUUCUUCUUUGGGAAAAUGUACACUAAUGAUAAUCCGUUAUCCUUCACAAAACUAAAUCCAUUAAUUCUUAAAUACAAUUUUUGGUGACCAGAAUACUUGUUCUGGUGACAAAAAAUGAAAACUUGGGGGCCAGCUGGCCCCAAGAUUUUUUUCUGAAAGUCGAGCACUGCUGUUAGUGCUUUGAAGUUAUUAUGAUUGAAAUUGCCUUUCAUUACCUAGGGCUGUCACUAAGAUUUCAAGUUGCCAGUUCUCUUUUUCUUCUACUUUUCCUUGAAAGUGGCAAGGGGGUGGGGUGGGGGGCAUGUCCCUAGUAGCUGAGGGAAAUUCCUGGCACCCGGCCCCUUAGUUGACAGCCCUGUAUUGCCUCUAACAAGAUUUUGAAGGUGUUACUUAGUGUAAGAAGCAUUGUGAUGUAUUUCCUUCUUCAUUGGUUUUUAGCCCUCAGCUUACCCUGAUGGUUUUACUCAUGGGCCACUGAAUCUUGUUGGUAGGUCUUACUUUUUCAUGUCAAAUAUAGUUCUUUUGCCAUUCCUGUACUUGGUACUACUCCAGCAGUCUUGUAACUGCUAAGUGUUAAUGUGACUUUUUGUCCACAUGCAAAUCCCAUAUACACAUUAAGGAUAAGGAUUGGGAGAUCUGCACUGAUGAUUGGGUUACCUGCAUCAAAAUUGAUGGGGUGCCUGGAAUUGGGCCCCAUGUGACCUCUGGACUUCUGAUAAAAUGCUAUAUUUUCCUUUCCAGUUUCCCUCUAUUUGUUUUGUUUUCAAGAUCAGGAAAGGGAGCUUUAAUUUGUCCACAAGCAAAUCAGAGAGGUGGGCAAAAUCUUGAACCCAAGGGCAUUCAGGGUUUUCAUCAUGCUUUAAUUUGUUCUUGUUGUGUUAAUUCUCAGACUCAAUAACCUAUGACUGUUUUUUACUCAGAUGUGGAACCUUUUUAAAACUUCUCCCGUAACAUUACACCUUUCUUUCUUGCUACAAGAAUUCUUAAUGAAAACAUCUUGAUGUAAGGGUUUUCAUCAGGCAUUGUAAUCGUUGUAGUGGAAACAGGAGUGACAGUUUAAACUUCAGCUUAUUUUCUGCUAUUUGUGUUUCAUGUUGUCCAAUUUGUUUGCCAUUGCUAACAUUAUGUGUUUACUUAUUUUUUUAAUCUCUCAGCCCCAGCCAAUACCGGACGCCACAAUUUCCAAGGAAAUAACAGACCAAGGUAUAAAAAAGGCUCAGUAAGAUGGCAAAUAAUCAUCAAUUCUAUAAACACAUUGUUUACUUUUUAAUCAUUGUUGUUGUAACCUAGCCUUCAUUUCAAGCUGUAACCAUGUUCCACGGCAAGUCAUAGAAAAUAUUUUGGCAAGGGUUUGUACAGUGUCUUGCAUUUUGGAAUAAGUCUUGAAACUUGAAAAGCAAUUUUCCUGACCUGGAAAAUUCUGGAAAUAAGAGAUAAAAAGUGGGAUUUUUUUCAGAGCCAUGACAAGGUGAAAUCCUAUUCAAUUUCUCCCAUAGCCAAGACUUUCAAACACUGAAUGAGAAUUUAGAAAUGUUUUAGGUCCUUAUUGCACUGUGGUACCUGUACAUUUGCAGAGCAUCAUAAAAAAGCUUGGGUCCUGCAUUUUUCAAGGUCUCUCUAUUGAUCACCUAUUUGAUAUUUUGGAGUCCAGAAAAAGAAAUUGUUGUUUUGGAAAAAAGUCUGGUAAAGCAAACUAAGACAAGCAUGUAACAGCCCAGGGCAAGCAGAAUUUAUUUUGACUUGGUUCAAAGCCUGAAUUGGAUGCCCUGGCUACCCUGCUUAAUUUAAAUUAUUAUUUUUUUCAUUCUUAUUAUUUUGUCUAUAGACCUCAUACUUAUCCAAUUAUUUAAUUACAGGUUUCAAAAUAAUCACCCUAAACAUCACCGCGAUCAGCAAAAUGACAGAAUAGACAGAGACAUGCAGCGAAACCGGUCACAGAACUCUCCUGUAAAUAACAGCAGUAAUGGGGGUGCUGUUAACAACAUUAAUAAUAGAGCCGCUGGAUUCUCCAGACAAAGGGACACAAGAGAUGAUGACUAUGCAAGGUUUGAGUUUUGCAUGAAUUGUCACAUUCAUCAUAAUGUAUUGUUGGGUCUUGUUGAACUAGGAUGUUACUGUUUGUUUUGCCUUGAAAUCAAAAUAACUCCCCUUCCCAAGGCUGUCACUAAGAUCCGGGAGCUGGGAUUUUUCCAGGCUACUUUUAUAGGAAACAAAAGGAACUACAAAUGAAAGAGCUAUAAUUUUAGCUGUUUAAUUCCAUGCCGUAAUGAUUACAUGUACCCAGCAACUGGAGAUGUUACUGACAGUCCCCUGACUCCCACUCCCAGCAAAGGAAUUAAGGGGUAAAAUUCUUUUUACCCAUAGUCUUGUGACCAUGUCAUAAAUAUAGCUUGUAAAGUAUCAGUUCCAGGCAAAAGGCCCAAUAAUAUUAAUGUGUUGCCUUUGAUGUACACGUAGAGCUGAAAGAAAAGCAAGUGAAGAGUGGAUAAUUACUUGCACUCAGAAGUGAAAAGAGGAAUCAUCAAGGGAUAACUUUAUUCAAUACAAAACCUGAGCACAUAGGUUUAGACAGUAGAUUUUAUUAUUACACUUCAUGUGCUUAUUGAAAGCUCUGGUAAUAUAAAUUUUAGUCUUUGGCUCUUCGCCAGUGUUUUUUCACAUAAGCUCCCCCUUUUUUUGAAUCCCACAGGCAACUUGUAAAAUCACUGUUUUCCUAUCUAAUGGUUGUGUUUUUCAAUUGUUUCAGGAGAAAUGCAAGGAGUAGAAGAAGAAGGGGUAGUAGUGAAGACGUCAGCAAGCAUUUGGUAUGUUUCCAAUUUUUUAAAAUUGCUUUAGUGCAUGAUAUCAAACAACUUCAUUUCCCACUGAAUUCAUCUGGAAGCUGAAGGAAAGAAGGGUUUUUAAGUAACCCAAAGAAUUUUGGCUAUAUUCUAGGUGUUAGACUGUCUGAGUAAAUAAUUAAAAGUGAGUGGAUGAAUAAUGAUAAUACUUUUUGGGUAGUUUUUGUUAGUGCUUCAAAUAACCCUGACUGUCGCAAUGUCUUUUGUUCUAUAAACAACCUGUUUCAGAAGCCUGCUUCCUUUUGAAUAAGAUUUUGGCUCGAAGGAUUACUUAAUCACUGUUAAAGAAGCUACUUACACCAGUCAUGUAGUUAGUUGUGUAGGAUGCAAAUUAUUAAGCUGGAAAUUUUGAGUUUUCGGCUCUGCUAGAGCAUUGUUCACGGUGGAAACAGACUGAUCAGGCCACAAGUCUACUGUGAACAAGACCAUUAGCAAUGUGUCUUGUUUUGGAUUAUUUAACGUUGCAGCGCCAAAAAGAAGGCAAGGCAAGCCCAGUGCGACAUAGUAAAGAUGACAGUGAUACAAUAGACUUGGCUCCUUCACAUUUUCCUCCUCUUCCAACAUCUCCACUUGCACUCUUUGUAAGUAUAUAUUCCUCCUCUUAUUAUACCUUUAAGCCUAACAUCAGUCGAUGUCUAUAUCAUUACACACAUCCAUACAUACAGAUUUUACAAUCAUAGCCACAUAGAGAUUCGAAAGUUCUUUUUGAGUGUUGAAAAAUAUUUCAUGAGUGAGUACAGCGAACAAGUAAAAUAUUUUUCAAUGUGAACAGAAAUUUGUGAGCUAGCGAGAUAGAUAUACUGCAUGUAACUCCCCACAAGUUUCCUGUGAAAGGGUCACUAAAACAGACAAUUCUGUAAAAUGUGAAGUGAUUUGAAAAAGGCAAGUUUUUACCCAAUCGAAUUUUAAGGCUAAUAAUAAUUGGUCUAAGGCAAAGUUCAAAAAAAUGUUAAAUUUAAUCCUCAGAAUUAAGUAGGACUCUGCUUUCAUUUGAGUAGUGAUAUCAUAGAAUUUUAUCCACAGAUUAAAAAGAUAUUUUGACAAUUUUUUUAUGUUUAUUUUUUUAACCUUGUUUGGAAGUGAAAACGUUAAUUACCUGCAUUUCUGGGCAUGAUUGCUCUUGUUGGGACCUAGUUCACUUAUCUCUGCAGCUACAUACGGGAAAUACUAGCAGUUAGUAUUUUGUUAUGUCUGUGCAGCUUAGCAAAGAAAAGCGGUUAACUGGUUUAAAUUUAUGACAAUGUUUCAGUGAACACAAUUAACCAUUAUGGUGUACUGUUGAGUGAGUUGUUUCAAAAGCAUCAAAUCUCUAUGUUUUGUUUUGUUCUCAGAAAACUCAGGGUUCCAAAGAAUUUCCAGACGCUAAGGUAAUCUAAAUGAGAGCUUUACUUGAAUAGUGAAAUGUGACACACUAGGGAAGGACAUUAAUUAAUGACAGAAUGAAUUGGACAUUUGCUUUGCAAAACGAGUACCAGAUGUAACAGUUCCCACGAAUGCUUUUGCUUUUCUAUGACUGUAAUGGGUAUAACAGAAAAUGGACUUAAUAUCAGACCUAAAAAAUGAGAUCUAUCUAUUGACUAAGUUUGACUGGACCUCAUGAAGAAUUCAGCUUUUCAUUUAGAUUUUUGUAAGGAAGCUCGAAAUUUAUUUAACAGUAAUCAUUUCUCCAAUUAUUGACUCAAUGAAAUGUUACUUGGUAAAAUUUGUCAGGCGUAACUCACUCAUGGGCUUCUGUUGUUGAUAGUUUCCUGUUACACAUUUUUUUUGCUGGUUUAAAAGUGGUCCUUGUUUAAUUUCAGGAACCUUCAUCACCACAGGACAAGAAAGUAAACACAGUUCCAAACUCUUUUGAGUAAGUAAUCAGAACUCUACUGUAGUCUUUUAUCAGCUUUUAUUGUUGUGUAGCUGCUGUGUAGCUGUUAUGGUAUGGCAUAUUGUGUUUAACCCUUUACACCCUAAGAUCAAAAUUUGAAUUCUCAUUUGGUGCCCCUAUUCCUUUCUUACAGAAGUAGUGGGGGGAAGUUGAUAAAAUAUCAAGCAAAUUCAUCUUGUGUGAUAUGUCCAUAAUUCUGGUGACCACUCUGUUUUACAAAGCAUUGAUAUUACAAGGAGAAAGUGGAUGCUGAUCUCUCUUAGAGCUUAAAGGGCUAAUACUGAGGGAAGUCACCAUUGUGAAGAUCUUCUUAUCUCUGUGACUUCCAAAAAAGCCCAGACAUAAAAAUUCAAGAUUAUUUUAGGAAUGGGGGUGGGGGUUACUUUUUUACAAUGGUUUGGUUGCCUUGGAAGGGAUUUUGUAUUUGAAAACAGUGGGCUAAAUUAGGUGAUCGUCGUGCUUUGCCUUCAGAUGAAACUCGAUCCUUUUCAUGCAAGGAAUAUGGUUCAUAACAUUGACUGCAUUAUUUUUUACAGUCAUAGAGUGAACACAGAAGUCAAACAGAAGGAACCACCUUCUCCUGUGAAAGUUGAAAACAAGAAAGUGCCAGAAACAAAGCCCAUUCCCCAGUCUACAGUGAGUAACUUGCCCUACAGUGCAAACUGUGGUCAUCACCUUCUUCUAAAAUAAAUAAAUAAAUGAAUGAAUAAAAUAAAUAAAUAAGGAUUUAAAGGUAGCAAAUCCACUGAAUGGACCUUUGUCAACCUUAUUCAAGGCCCUGUGAGGGUAAAAUUCUGGCAAGCGACAUGGUUUUGAAACAGCGACAUAAGAAAGCAGAAGUGGUGACAAACGGCACAAAGAAGGGUUGAAACUGCGACGGCCACAGAGAAAAGUGCAAAUACAAUAGUAAAAUACAAACAUCAACAUGGCUUCCUCCUUAACCCUUUAAGUCCCAAUAUCCACAUACAAAUUCUCCAAACUGAUCUCGAUAUAUUUCCUUAAAGAAUGAGUUGAGAGAAUUUGAUAAAAGAUCAAAGCAUUUUCCCUUAGGUGAUCAUUUUAUUAAUUCUCAUAACCUAAUCUCUGGACAAUGUAUGGAUAUUGUUAGGAGAAAGUUGAUGUUGGUCACUAUUGGGACUUAAAGGGUUAAUACAUGAAACGACAGGUUUUGAAAUUCAGACAAGAGGCACACGUAACCCCCCUAAGAGGGUCUCUGAUUCAUGGUGGAACUAGAAUUUGGAAAUGUUGGCUUUUGAGGAGAGGGCAAAACCAGAGUGCUGAGAGAAAAACCUUUUGGAGCAAAGGAGAGAACCAUCAACAAACUCAACCCUUGUAUCUCGGAUCAUUUUACGUUUCUGCAGGGAAACUGCCCACCUACCCCUCCCCUAAACCAACAUUAACACUUGAGCGCGCUAUCACUAAGGUGAAACCACAUGUGAAUGGUCCUUUCAUUACUGUGGUUGUUCCUUUGUUCCUUAAGAGUACCAUUGGGGCUGCAGUCAGUAAACUUAUGUAAACCAAGAGACUAAGCAAUUGAAGUAAGUAGGCUGGCACUUGCAAAUAUUACCAUUUUCUGAAAUUAUAUUUUGGUGGUUGCUUUAUUGCAGGAAGAUGUAGCGCAAUCGACAACGGUGUUAAGUUAUGCUCAAGUAACCCAGAAAACCCCUACAAAGCAAACUGCUGUUUCCUCAGCUAACUCAAAUAACAACCAAUCCAAGUCGCCCACCAAGUGAAUGCCGUGUGAGUAACCAAUAUGAAAAGUGCUUGUUUGUUUAGUUGAAACUGCUAUGUGUAGAAUGGAGUCUGACAGAACUUUAAAUGGAUAAUGUUAUGUGUAAAGCAAGAUUGGUAAAUCAUCUACAAUGGCUCUGCAAUACUUCAACAGCUGUGAAUGAUGCUGCAGCCCUUUUGUAGAUGCAAACGUUUUACAUUUUUCAGUAUUCGCAACUUAAACAGGAGCCAAGACUUGGCAGAACAUGCGCUUGAGUUUCAUUCAACAGUCAUGCAGAACACCGAUUGUUGAUGACAAUGUCUGCAAAAGACUCCAUCACAAAAGAAUACCUAAGAAAAGAAAAUAUAAAACUGGAAAAACAGAAUGAACAAGAUGUCAGCACGAAGAGAAAAUGCAUAAAAGAGAUAACUGGAUGAAGUGUUAAGGAUACAAGUUUAAAUACAAGGCAACCAACUUGUAUAUAAGUAAUAUUAUGAAGAUGACUUGCAUUAUUUCAUGAUGUAGAUAUUUUUUAAAUAUCUGGACCUGUAUAAUACUCGUUCACGUUGCUAAUUGUACUUAACAUUACUGACUGUUCAGUGGAUACUGAGAAAACACCUGUGGAUAUUGUGUGGUGUUCACAGGAAAGAGGUCUGAAGUUAAAGUUUACCACAAAUUGCAUCAACGGAAAGUUGUUGUAAAUGAUCUUGCAAAGGUGCUGGUCUACCAAGCACAAGAACAGUAAUUAUCAUGAUCUUGGGCAAAGCAAGUCACAAACAGCCUAUUUUGGCAAUAGUUAUUGGCUAAAAUAAUGCAGUUGUUGCAGAGAUGUUAUAAAAAAAGGAUAACAAAAAGUAUUUUAUUGAUCUCCAGCCAACAUUUUCCAAGAGAGUUCUGAAAGGGAUAUCGUUCCUUUCUGGCUGGUGUAUUACAUGGCCAAGAACAAAUUUCAAACCUGCUUUUGAUGGCCCAAAUCACCUCCAAGAAAAAACACUCAAAACUUAAUGCCGCCAAAAUUUAUGACCAACAAUAUUUAUUAUCUCAAACCUCCUCACUUAUAAGUCAGUAUCAGAAUACCUUUAUUUCCUGAUCCAUUCAGUUCUUUUUUAGGAUCUAAAAAUGAUAAAAAAAGGAAGAAAAGAAACUCCAAACAUUGCCCCAUAUAAUUACAGGACGUUAUUGUCAGGGUCUCAUUCUCUUCAACCAAGUGACUGUCUGUCGCAUGUUAACUGGUGAUAGGUCCAGACCCCCAUUUCAGUUUAGUAGGAUGAAAUCCAGGGACCAGUUGUCCAAAGGCCGAUUAGUGCUAACCGGGGGUAAAGUAUUUAUCCCAGUUACUUUUUCUUUUGUUCAAAAACAUUAUAUUGAUUAAUUUUUUCUGAUUUUUAUAAUGCAUGCAAUCAUCAAAUUGUAGACAACAACAAAAAAAACUGAAUUGGUUUUUUACACUUUCAUAUCUGAAUUCAAAUUUCCCACAAAACCUGAGCUUUGCACAACCCAUCCCUGAACCGUAUACCAAUUUUUAGACUAAACUAUUGAACAGCACUCUGCGAACUGUAGCUGUUAAACUUGUUCAUUUUUUUUUAUGUGUUUCAUCUAACAAAUGUAGACUUCUUCAGGGAGUUUUAUGAUAAAAAAAUAAACGUAUAUUGAAGCCAUAUCUGGUAGCAUUAAUGGUUUGGCUGGAUCUGCGAAAUAGAACAGGUGCAGGUGUGAAUAUUUACUGUAUUUUAAUGGUCAUCAGAUAUAGCUUGAAUACAGGCAUUCAGUGUUUGAUUUUAAAACUCUCUGAAGAAGUCUAUGGGUACGUAACAUUUACCUGUGUCAUUCGGGCCAUUCUGUUUGGGCAGAUUCGGAAAACGUGGUCCGUGAUUUGAGGGUAUGCAAUUUUUCUACUCGUUUUAGUUUGUUCAGCUGAUUUGGACGUACAUUGCGGGUUGUUCUCCCACCCUGUCAAAUUUUCAAGUUUUGUGUUUAUAAAUAAGAUUUCCACCCAGGUGGUUUGUGUUAGUGGUAAGCACCCUAUGUUAGCCCCAGGAAGUACAGUCAAACCUGCAUGUGCGACCACCUCCCAUAAGCGACAGCCAAUCCAGACAAAGACGAAGCUUUACGGUUGGAGCCUCUUGUAAACGACCACCCCCUGUAAGCGACUGCGGCCACUUUUUGGGCCUGAAAGUUUGGUGAUUUUCCAUUGUUCUUAACCUCUUGUAAGCGACCACUUGACACAUUCUCAGACCUUUAUGUUCGCUGUGUGCACCAUGCUACUUGGAAUAUACAUGUACUUUAGUAACAACCUGAAAUUACACAUAACUUAGAAAUUGCAUGCAACAAAUUAUCUUCCAUAAAGUAGAUGUGCCCAGACCUCUUUUCAGAAAAGACCCCCUGUGGUUCCACUUUUGUAAGCGACCACUAAGUCUUUGCAUUAAUUUAUUGGGUGGUUGCUUACAGGAGGUUCGACUGUACAUCAGAAGAUCAAAAGUUUUAAAGCUGCUGUUCGCCCAGUGCUGCUCACUAGUUUUAGUUCUAAAAAUUGUUUAACAGGGUUUCUAGUCAGGGAUAUUUUGCCUUGGCCUGUUUGCUGUUAACCUGGCAUCACCAAAAUUAAUGUGAUCUAAAAGCAUAGAAUUUUAAAUUGAAAUAGCCAUUGAAUGGCAGUUGAUUUGUGAUUCACCAUUCACAAAUUCGGUUUUGCUAUUGCAAACUUGGUGCACUAAUUUGCAAAGAUAUAAAAGAAGUCAGAGUUGCAGUCAUAAAGUACAACCAGUCAUUAUGAAUUUGCUGUUUUAGGACCCAGGGUACACUGCUGGAACAUGUGUACAGUUUAUAGAGUGGAGAUCCUUACACCAUUAUGUGGUGCCGAAUGUUAUUGAUAUUCAUCUUCAUAUUGAAGCAGCUUAGUUUCUUGAAAUUGAAGUUUAGAAUCUUAUUUUUGUAGUAUGAAUCCCACUUUCUGAUUCUCUAUUUCUUAGGCUUAAAAGCAACUUUUUGUUGGCCAGUGAUCAUGCUAUAACAAAUCAUUUGUAACUCCAAAAAAGGCCUGCUGCUUCGCCACUCCAUCUAUAUUGGCCAGUGAUUGAACGAGAUAAAUUGCAUGGAUGGUUUUUACAUAAACUAUUAAUACUACCCAAUAAUUGGAAAACCUAUCUGGUAAGAAUAGUGCUCUGAUACCCUGUUCCUACUGGCCAAUAAAUGGGCAACAUUAAUAGACAUCGUAAACAGUACAUUCCAAAUGGCACGUUGUUUUUCAAGGCAUCAGAAACUAUUAAUUCUAUCAUUUUUUGAAGCUUGUUUUGACAGGUGUUGAUUCACAAAUUACACACAAACCACCCUGCAUUCUUACAUACAUACCAGUAUGUUUAUUAUUUGUUGGUUGGCUAUUAGUUUUAGCUAGUUACAUUUAUGCAUUGUUUUCAUUUUGUAAAAAGGUGAAUCCAAAUUAAGUAACUUAUAUUAUUAAUAAUUUAGCCUAUUUGUUAAUUGAAGUUUACUGUUGGUGGUAUAACGUACAUCAGUAAUUAUUGUAUUGAAUGAAGCAGAUGUAACAUAUACUAGUUUAGCUAUUUUAUUCCACUUUUGUCGCAGUUGUCUGAAAGCCGUUCGAGGCUUCCUCUUGAGUGUUUUCCCCAGUCUUGGCUAAAACUGGAAGACAAUUAUAAUUUUGAGGGUUUUUUUUUUCUUUAAAUCACUUUUUAAUGAGAUAUCUAUCACUCGUCACUAAUCUGCUUCAGUAGUUGUGAGUUAUCUCUUUGAAGCAUAAAACAGAGAUUCCUAUAGUGAGAACAUUGAUGACGUACACAAGUCAGUUGAGAUUGGGUUGUCUGUGCUAGGAACUGAAAUAUGCAUGUCAGUUCGUUUUUUUGACUGGGUGUGCUGUGCGUAUUGCAAAUCUCUGAGGUUUGCUGGCCACGAGUGUUCGUUUGUUUUGUUUGGUUUUGUUUCUGCAUUCUUGCGAGUUGCCUCAAUUCAUAGGGUCUUCUUUCCUUAAAAUUGACGUCGCCCCACUAAGAAGUUUCCUAAGGACCGUUAGGGGAGCUGGGUCUCUUCGUCUUAGUUAGUUCCUGAUUCUUUUCGUCAACUACGAGCUUCAAAUUUCACACUGGCAGAACAAAAUCUUUUGUAGCCAAAAUCACGACCGCGUAUCGCUUAAAGAAGAUCCCCAAACGUCAUAAAUCAACCUUUCCAUAAAAAUUGAGAUAAAAGCGUCCACUUGGGUUACUACUAUGCGAGGUAUUUGUACUAGACAAUGUCAUUCUGAUAGUCAAACUUAGACUGCAUUCAAUUUUUACCGUGCGAGCAUAAGUUUCCGGGAACAAAAAAUCUUUUUCUCGUCUAACUGUUACCACGUAGGCCAGGUUAAACACAAUGUCAGCCCGACCUCACCUAUGCCCUCUCUAGUCAUCACUGGUUUCUUUCUGUAGUUAUCUUAUGUAAGGGUUACUGGAAACUACUUAAGCUUAUUUAAUCAGAAUAAAGUGUAACUUUAGAAUUAACUGAUUAAGGGACAGAUUUAUCAUUGAAAUUGGGCAAGUAAUCACGCUAUUUUUGACAAAUGUUAUCUAUAUGAUUAUAUAAAACGAGAGUUCUGCUAUGGCAGUAUUGAGGCCAGAGCUGCACGGCUUUGAACUUUAGGUAGGUGCAAUUUGACGUUACGUUCGAGUUUGAAGGGUCAAAAGCCUGCCUUCCGAUAAAACCGUGCCUUAGUUUUUUGUUAUAGUUUGACAACAAAACUCGUGUUUUAAAUAGGUCCUCAGCUGUUGCAAACAUUAUUGGCCGGUGUGCGUAGCUUGGUCCAAGCGUGACCAUAUUUGGGAGGGGCUGUAUUGGUUUUGAACGCGGCCGUGGUAGAGGCACCAUUUUGUAAGAUAUCGUGAUAUGGCCCCUUUAAAUUGUAAAUUCCUGAUACUUUACUACAGCUCUUAAAGCACCAAAGAGGUGUGAAAAUUAAUUUAUAGCUCUGUGCGUUAAAAAACUUUACUGUCUGGAGGACAAAACUUCCUGCGUGUUAUCUUGAGUAUUUGCCGUCAUCAUUUUCUGCUCUUGCAUUCCCGGUAAAUUUGUUGAGCAGUUUUCUCGUGUUUUGCAAAAACGAACUCGCUUAUUUAGCCAAUCACAGCAGACGCAGGGAUCAGAACACGAAAAAGUACUUCUAGCCGACGCCAAGCGCGGGAAAACGCUUGUGAGAAAGUCAUGAUCGCUGUUGCGUUUGUUGAUUGGUUGAAUGGACACGAGGUUUAUUACCCAAUCACAUAGCCUGUGUGUAGUGGCAGCCGCAUCUCCGUUUUCUGAUUUUUUUUUCCGGAGGGUAGGGGGCGGCUGAACACCUGCUUUUAGUCGCAAAACGACUGAAAUGAUGCUGUCACACAUGGACAGCAAUAUCAACGCUUACACUACUACAGGAGAAAUUUCUGCAAUUUGUUUGGCUUAGAGCAGUGGUAUUUCAGCUUAAUUUGA
Porites lobata is the source of this 23485-nucleotide messenger RNA. Lineage: Eukaryota; Metazoa; Cnidaria; Anthozoa; Scleractinia; Poritidae. The record is from the annotation of a GenBank genome assembly.